Molecule: messenger RNA, 4994 nt
Organism: Schistocerca gregaria
Lineage: Eukaryota; Metazoa; Arthropoda; Insecta; Orthoptera; Acrididae
Product: zinc finger protein 358-like
Exons: 6
Coding region: 111-1124 (337 amino acids)
Cellular component (GO): nucleus
Source: RefSeq, a predicted model, not a curated record
ACUCUCAGUAGCGCGGCCGACGCACGGCGCUGCGCCACGCAUCACAGCACCGAGCUCAGCUCAGCCGCGCACCACGUGCCGCCGCCACCGCCGCUGUGGAUGCCGCCGCGAUGAACACCGCAGACCCCCUCCUGAGGUUCUGCUGGAGGGACCGCCCGCUCACAGUUGUGGAGCCGGCGUCUUCGGCCCGCAGCAUGCCGUCCUCCCCAGAGCUGCGCCUGGCAGGGUCGCCACCCGCGCCUGCGCGCUGCGCCACGUCGCCGCCGCCCCCGCCGCCUCUGCCGCUGCCUCUGCCGCCCCGCCGCCACAGCGCCUUCUCCCUCGUCUCGCCCAGAGACUUCCGGGGAGAGGGCGGCGCCAUGUGCUGGCUGCCCGGGGGCGGCGCCGCCCACCCGGCGCUGCUGUGGGCGCAGCCAGCGCUGCUGCUGCAGUCCUUCUCGCCGCUGGUGGCGCCGCGGCACGCCGCCCAGCAGCCGCUGUCGCCGGAGAAGGCCAAGCUCGGCUGCGCCCUGGGCAGAGUGCCGCGACCAGGUGACGUCACGCUGGCGGUGACGGAGGUGAGCGGCGAGCCGGAGGAGGCGCCGCUGAACCUGUGCACCAAGCCGCGCGCGCUCACCAUCUGGUCGCCGGGCAGCCAGUGUGAACGCGAGAGCGAGGGCGGCGCCAGGACCGCCCCACCGCCCACCGCCGCCCCCGCCGGCGUCACCCCCGCCGCCCCCACCACCGCCGCGGACACCGCCGCUGUGCCGCCGCAGAGGCCGCCGCCCCACGAGAGGACGUUCCAGUGCAAGCAGUGCGGGAAGUCGUUCAAACGGUCGUCGACGCUGUCGACGCACCUGCUGAUCCACUCGGACACGCGGCCCUACCCCUGCCAGUUCUGCGGGAAGCGCUUCCACCAGAAGUCCGACAUGAAGAAGCACACCUACAUACACACAGGGGAGAAGCCGCACAAGUGCGUCGUGUGCGGCAAGGCGUUCAGCCAAUCGUCGAACCUCAUCACGCACAUGCGCAAGCACACCGGCUACAAGCCCUUCUCGUGUGGCCUGUGCGAGAAGGCGUUCCAGCGCAAGGUCGACCUCCGCCGGCACCGCGAGAGCCAGCACCCCAGCGCCCCGCUCACGUGAGGCCGCCGCGGCUGCCAGCCCCAGCUCCAGCUUUCGGUGCUGUCCUCGGUCACACGGUCAAGUGCACAUCUCUUAUCGAAGAGAAUGGAGCUCACCUUCCAAAAUUUGAGCCUACACCGAUAACAAUUCAGAGGUGAACACAUCCGUGACAGACGGCUCUGUCACAUCGGAGACAUCAUGUGAUAAUGCACAAGCUGACUAUCACACCAAAUAAUUGUGUUGCAAGAGCUGUACAGGCAACUGGUGCAAACAAGGAGAAGACAUUUUGUGGUGUAGCCAUCAUGAGUGACAACAGUGGGCAUUUCCUUUCCUUUAAUUUCAUAUUACCAGAACUAGUCUGUAAAGGCAAUUAAUUUUGUGUUAUAUGUUUCUGAGCUUUUGCUCUUGAAAUGUUUGGUCUGUGUCAGAAUUGUUGAACACUCGUCACUAUCAGUGUAUGUGCUACAGAAAUGUUAAGCUAAGAAGUGGUCGUCAUUCGAGCCACACAUGUCAGGCAUUGAGUCAGACUUCCCGUCGGGCUUUUAGUCACCGGAAAUAUGCGACAUAAUACGUUGAAGACUUAAUAAAUUUAUAAUAUCAGGUUUAGAGAGUAUGUCACUACACAAGGGAACGACGUUAUACAGAGCGAGUCGUGAAUGAGGAAAGAUAUUGCAUGGACAGCAUUCUGCUAAGAACAACAGGGCAGAUUCUUAUUUUUGUUUCUCCUAGAGUUACUGUUAAUAAGAAAGAAAAAAGUUAACCACGUAAGAAUAUACUUCACACCAUAGAGAUAAGAACAAAUUAUUUUCUCACGAUGUGUCACAUCACGCACCGAGGUUCCGAUCGGUAUCAUCCAACGUUAGGAAGAUGCGGGGAAAAAAACUCGUUACGUCGUACAGUGCAAUCAAACAUGUGAGAACCUGUGAGCCACGCGUUGCUAGCAGUGGCAAUAGCUAUUGUCUCGUGUCACGUGAAGUUUGAGCUGUAAACGGAAAGAGCGGCAGACUGCACUACAAUCAAGUGUUAAAAAAAAUUAAAAAUUAAAAAAAUAUCCCAUCUUAUGUCGUAUGUUGGGAAGCAUUAUCAUUUAACGACAUAGGAGCACUGGGAAACACUUUGCUGUUAACAGCUCAAUGUGCGACUGAGUACGGAAUAUUUUUCUUCGCUUCUGACGAACUCUGUGUAGUGCUGAUCGUGACGAUGAUGUUACAGAACAUACGUCAUUAGAGUUAAACUACAAGUUCAUGGGAACAAAUCUUUCUGAAUGUUCUCGAUUCCGUUGAGAAUGGGGUGCUGGAUCUGCAACUGAAAAGUCUUGAAAUGUGAAAAUGUCUUUCUUUACAGCAGUUACUGCUUUUGCUGUUUUCUUAGUGGAGAAACUUUUUUUUUCAAUUUAAAUUGCAUACGCUGCUGUAUAUGUUCACUAAAACCGAAAGAGUACGCUGAAAAAUCAACCACAGAUAAGCUUCAGAGACACAUACAUUGGGAUACUGGGCGAAUCAUCUGCUCCUAUAACGCAGAUUCAGCGUGAUUUACCCUACUCUAAUAAAAUUGUCCAGGCUGUAAACAAAUUCUAAUACAAAGAUAGCAGCACAGCUUCACACACAUUGUAUUAUGUCUCUCUAAUAUUCGAGCUGCAGUUACUUUUUCUUUUUUUCAUGUAACUGUCAUAAAAAAGAAAUUUCUAGCCAUUCAAGGAAAAAACUAAAUUUAUCACUUUGCCAACUUUCAUCUUUUCAGCAACUGUGUAAAUAAUAUUGAAAUAUUAAGUCCAACAAUGCAGUCUCACACGGUACAGAGUUCCACCUCUAAAAUACCCCAAAAACAACACUGUGGGCAUUAAAAGAAUACUGGCCAUCUACAACGUCAUUCUGUAUUGAGAUGAUUUGUUUACGUAAUUUAUACAUCAAUUAUCAACGUAAAAUUGAUGUUUCAUCAAAACAGCAUUACAUUACAGUAAGCGAAAACAUUUUAUGGCACAAUCUUUUCUACGUGGAGACAGUAACUCUACAACAACCUGACACUCAGGUUUAUUUUGUACAAAUAUAACCAUUUUCAGACAUUCCUUCAUUGGGUCAAUGGAUAUUUAUUCUUGUACUGAUUUUCAUUAAAUCCAUAUAGAACAAAAUUAACAUGUAAACCACGAUAAACGUAGAACAACUCAUAAAAUUAAAACUAUAUACGUAACGAUAGAAUCUAAGUCAAAAUGACAAGAAGUUCUCUGAACUGGUUGUAGGUUAAUAAAAUAAUGUUCUUCCAACAUAUAAAACUAGCAGCAGGUAUCUCAAAAAUAAUUUAUGGGCUCCGAGAAAUAAGCACGGACGUGAACACUACUACUAAACAAUGUUAUUCACUGAAAUGAAAGUACGACCUCAACAAUAAUACUACUUAGGGAUGGUUGGUAAAUAGUUCGGUGAAGAAAGAGGAAAAAUCGCCAAAGAUGUCUCUUGUUGCUGUCUCUUUCAUAGUUAGCUGAAAGAGUCGGUUGUUUUUGUGGCCUUAUUCUAUACUGCAACUCAACCCAAAGAUUUUUUGAUGUUUUAUACUUAAUUAGGUUAGAUUCAUCGUUUGUGAUGAUCGCAUCCGUCCACUGUACGACUUCCGUCCUGUAAAAAAAAAAGUGUAAACAAUACCAAAGUAUCUGGGCCACUCUAUUGGGACCAAAAAUAAAAAUAUGCGACGUUGAUUAGUGUAGGCAUAGCUUCUUAAAGCGUUGUAGCCGGAUAUCAUUCAGCUGAAGCAAUAACAUAGCAUAAAAAUACUAUUCUAAAAUAUAUUUCGUAUGUUUCCCCUCAGAUCAGAAUAGUCAUUCGAUGUACACGCAAUCAUUUUAAUAUUGUGUGUCUUUUAGAACACUGAAGCAGUUGCUCAUUCCAAGAAUUGUUCUUUAUUGUUCCAAUUACAUACAUUUUAUUUGUAUGCGUUAUGUUGAUUUUCUAAUUCGACGACUGACAAUGUAUCUUCGUCAUAGUUUGCUAGUUUGGGUCCUAUAUAAUUUGACUACUAUAUAGGAAUGUUAUAAAAGAAAGAGGUUGAUGAAAGUUACUAACUGGUGGGCUUUGUACUUCAACGUGGUGCUCUUAGGAAGGCAGUUUGUCAGAGUGAAAUAUCCUUCCUAAUUCUAGUCUUUAAAUUGUGAAUUGUUGAUCAACGCAAAAGUGCUUAGUCAUAACGACGUUAAACAUUUAAAAUGUUUGAAAUGGUUGCCUGGCCGAACUGCUAUGUGCUGCCAGGUUUAUAAAUCAUGUAUACGAUGCCCGCAAAACAAUUAUUCUAUCUGGGAAUGACAUACCCAAGUUGACUCUCUUCUUUGUCUUUACUGAGCGAGUGCAAAAUAUAUUUUAUGUAAAAAGCGUUUUGUUCGAAUAAUGUACAGAUGCACUGUAUAUAAUACUACACAAGCACUUUUAAUUGUAGGAUGAGUACCUUCAGCAUACCUCUGAUAUAGGAUUCGGGCUGAAGUUCCCAUCUCGCUUGAAGAUUUGCAGUUCUGAUUGAAUACUACACAAGCGUGAUGGGAAUUUCGGGCACUUCCAUAGCUCAGCGUUUAAACACAGGUUGCAGCAAUACAGAUGCCCUACGGCAAUCGCAAUUUGUCUUUUGUCAUAAACAAAACCUGUCUCAUGACUAAUGUACCGUCCUACAAAAAAAAUUUACCAUGUUCUUAUGUUUAAGGAAUACCAAGUCAUUGCUAAGACUUUCAUAACAGCUAGCAACCAAAGAAUCUUUGUAUUUAGUUGUGGCAUUCGGAUUUACUUGUUUUUGGAAAUUUUUUUGUGUACAGUAGAAUUUUUAUUCAUCAUUCCUUACAAAAUGAAGUACAGCGACUACUGAUAAUGUUUGCAUAUCUCUUAUACAAGUUGUGAUCAAUAAAAUUCCUAUUUACAAUAA